AUGGGCCUUGGUUUCUACGGUCGAACUUUCACAAUGAAGGACCCUGGAUGUAUGCACGCCGGAUGCGAAUUCAGUGAGGUCGCAAAAGGCGGCGACCGCACCGGAACACCGGGUGUGCUAUCUGCAGCAACGAUCAACAAGAUCAUUGAGAACGGUGUGACUGUGUUGCAUGAUCUUGAAGCUGCAGCAAAGAUCGUCACAUGGGAUGGUAAUCAAUGGGCGAGUUUCGACGACGCCGAGACGCUCAAAAUCAAGCUGGACUACGCCAAUCAGCGAUGCUUGGGAGGGACUAUGGUGUGGGCAAUUGAUCUUGACGAUGGCUCAUUGUUGGCAGCGUUGAGCUCGGUGAGCACCAAGAAGGAAGAAGAAGUACUACCAAGUUUGAACUUCGACACCCCUGGUUUUGGUACAAAUUGGGAUUUCAUUCCUGAGAGUGAGAAGGUGAAGAGAGACGAGCUAUAG
This is a messenger RNA of Didymella exigua CBS 183.55, 462 nucleotides long. Its product is annotated as glycoside hydrolase family 18 protein. The coding region runs from base 1 to 462 and encodes 153 amino acids. The transcript has 3 exons. Lineage: Eukaryota; Fungi; Ascomycota; Dothideomycetes; Pleosporales; Didymellaceae. Gene Ontology annotation, biological process: carbohydrate metabolic process. The record is from RefSeq and is a predicted model, not a curated record.